GCUAAUCCAGCUUGCGUCUUAUCCUUGCCCUUUCGAGACAGUCUUGGCUUCUGCGGCGUGAGCUUUGCGAACGUAGCUGGCUGCUCGUAUGCCUCCUUUCCUCGUCUGAAUUUCAGCCAUCGACUUCGACCGACGUCCUCUACCGUCACCCCGGCAGGCAGGAGGCCUUCCAACGACCCCUUAUUCCGCAUCCCGGCACUUCCCGUCGUACUACCCUUACUCGACGCCGCUCCAGACGCACAUACUCGUUCAUCAUGUAUCCUCCGCGGACAUCCCAACUUUUGCUCGCCUUGUCGGCUAUCCUCCCCUCUUCGCUAGCAGCCUUUGCCUGCAAUGAUAUCCUCACCAAGGGCCAGCAUUUCAACUUCGAGAAGCUGGGUGGGCCGCGCGUGGUGCACUGGACAGACUCGUUGGGCACUGAAGAUAUGGAAGCCCGCUGGAAUUUUACAUUAGAUGUAUGCAACAAGCUACAGCGGGACAAGGGUGUAGACAAACAAAAUUGGUGCCAUGAUGGUGCUAGAGUAUGCGGCGUCCGCGCACUUCACGACAUCUACGGAGAUGAGAACGACACAAUAUCGGCCGUUGACAUCGCCGGUACAUACACAAUGCAAAAUGGGCCCAAUGCAAUUCUCGACCCUACCUUUGGGCUUCUGCGAGACUUGAAGUCGAACUCCGACGCACCGCGAGAGGGUGUGCGGGUUGAACUACACGGCGGCCGCCACCCCUUCGACUCGAAAAAGGAGGGAGUGAAGCAGCGCGCCGUCAUUGAUUUCGUGUGUGACCGAGAACGCGAGGGCGAUGAGGGUGCCGAAAAAGAUACCAACGAGCAUGAAGAGGAGCCGAAGAAGGACGAAGACGAGAAGAAAGGCGAGAACGGCGAUAAAAAAGAGGAGAAGAAGCUGCGCCGACGAGGGGGCGAAAAGGGCAAGUGUGAAGACACUGAGGCGAGUCUGCGCUUCUGCGGGUACGAGGACGAGAAGACGGACAAGGAUGACAAGGUGAAGACCCUGCGGCUAGAAUGGCGCACGAAGUAUGCGUGCGAGGAUGCGCCUGCGCCUGACGGCGGUAAGAGCUGGGGUUUCUUCACGUGGUUCAUUAUCAUUCUCUUCCUCGCCACUGCGGCAUACCUCAUCUUUGGCUCCUGGCUCAACUACAACCGCUACGGUGCCCGCGGCUGGGACCUCCUUCCCCACGGCGACGCUAUCCGCGACAUCCCGUACAUGGUGAAGGAUCUGGGACGCAAGGUCGUAAACGUAGUCCAAAGUCCAGGCAGUAGGGGCGGUUACAGCGCUGUAUGAGAGUCUUUGCGGCAGGGGAGGACACGCAUGAGGUACAGCGACGGCGUUCUUGUAUAGGAUACAUUGUGGAGGCGUGGG
This is a messenger RNA of Paraphaeosphaeria sporulosa, 1376 nucleotides long. RefSeq lists its product as uncharacterized. NCBI's taxonomy places the organism in Eukaryota, Fungi, Ascomycota, Dothideomycetes, Pleosporales, Didymosphaeriaceae. The record is from RefSeq and is a predicted model, not a curated record. The transcript is spliced from 3 exons. Bases 255 to 1298 code for a protein of 347 amino acids.